This is a messenger RNA of Merops nubicus (carmine bee-eater), 1074 nucleotides long. Its product is annotated as kelch-like protein 21. The annotation marks the transcript as partial. The transcript has 2 exons. NCBI's taxonomy places the organism in Eukaryota, Metazoa, Chordata, Aves, Coraciiformes, Meropidae. The record is from RefSeq and is a predicted model, not a curated record. Gene Ontology annotation, molecular function: protein binding.
AUGAGUAAAGGCUGGAGAGGGGCUGAGUUAAUUUUAGCUGCCUGGCAGUCAGCAAGCAUGGAGCCUGCACAGGAACCAGACGAGCUGGGACCUCAGUCAGACGUGGUUGCAGACACGGUUCUUGAGGUUGGAGAGAGACUCUUUGAGGUCAGCCGUAGGGAGCUCUCAGUGCACAGUCGUUAUUUUGAAGCCAUGUUUUUUGGGGGGGCAAGGGAGAGCUCUGAGCAGCACAUCGUGAUCCGGGGGGUCGAUGCGGCUCCUUUUCAAGCGCUCCUGGAGUUCACUCGCACGGCCCGAGUGCUGAUAGGUCAGGAGAACGUGACCAGCCUGCUGGAGACAGCUGACUUCCUCCAGUUCGACAGGGUGAGGCUGUUGUGUGAGAAGUUUCUGGAGAGAGAGCUGCACGUUUCCAACUGCCUGGGCCUGAUGAUCUACUCGCAGCAGUUUGUCUUUGGAGAGCUGUUUGCGUCUGCUCUGAACGUGGCUCUCUCCCACUGGGGGGAUGUGAUGUGCCAGGAAGAGUUUAAGGCACUACCCAAGGAAAUGCUGAUGCAGCUCCUCAGGAGCGAUGACCUCUUCGUUUCACGAGAAGAUUUGGUCUUUGACAGUAUUAUGAGGUGGAUAAUGGAGGACCCAGCAGAGAGAGAGGAAGACUUUCUGGAUCUGGUGGGCGAAGUCAGGGUGGCUUUUCUGAGUUUGUCCUUCCUCGAUGUCCUGGUGAAACGCAGCAAGCGCCUGGGAGAGGCAGAUCCCUUCUCCAGACUGAUGAGGAAGCUGGAGAGCUGUCCUCCCCCCCGCUGGCACAGCACAGAGCUGCGCCCCGCCGCCGCCCGCAGCUACGACACCCUGUACGUCCUGGGAGGGAGGCAUGACAAGGAGCAGCAGGAACUAUUUACCUUUCAACCUAAAACAGGGACCUGGCAGGCUUGCUCUCCACUGCAGCGCAGGAACCUCACCCAGUAUGCAGUGGCAGCAGUAGGGAGCUUCAUUUUUGUGACAGGAGGGUACUUCCGGGAUGAGUUCGUGUGGUACAGCGUGGACUGGGUGUUUAUCUACAGCUGCUUGGACAACCGG